Pseudopodoces humilis (Tibetan ground-tit) is the source of this 770-nucleotide messenger RNA. It is a transcript of the gene NDUFB5, whose product is annotated as NADH:ubiquinone oxidoreductase subunit B5. NCBI's taxonomy places the organism in Eukaryota, Metazoa, Chordata, Aves, Passeriformes, Paridae. The record is from RefSeq and is a predicted model, not a curated record. Gene Ontology annotation, cellular component: respiratory chain complex I.
AGCCAUGGCGGCCAUGAGCCGGGUGCUGCGGGCGGCCGCGGCCUGGGCGGCGCGGCGGGCGAGCUGCGCCGGCACCACCGGGAUCACCGGCACCACCGGGAUCACCGGGAUCGCCCCCCGCCUCCCCGGCAUCCUCGUUCCUGUACGACACAGUGGUGACCAUGGGAAGAGAAUGUUUAUCAUCAAGGCAACAAGUUUUUAUGAUUCUCGAUUUCUGCGCUUGUUGAGAUUCUAUAUAUUCCUGACGGGAAUACCAGUGGCCGUGCUCUUAACAUAUAUCAAUGUAUUUGUUGGUGAAGCUGAACUUGCAGAGAUUCCUGAAGGUUAUAUUCCAGAGCACUGGGAAUACUACAAACACCCCAUAAGCCGCUGGAUAGCUCGGUACAUACUUGACCCCCCUGAGAAGAACUAUGAGAAGGACAUGGCCCUGCUUGAUGUGGAAGCGAGGAAAACUGAACUGAGGAUUCUGGAGUUGGAAGCACGCAGACUGAUGAGACACCGGGGAGAUGGACCUUGGUUCCAUUAUGAAACGCCUGACAAAAAUCUUGUUGACAAUUCUAAUAAAUCCACACCUGACAAUUAAACUUUAGAGCAGUGUGCAAGGUCUCAAAUGCAUACUGGCAAAUCGUGACUGCGCUAUGGAACAGACAUCCUGCUAUUUGCUGAUGAAAAUGAAUAAAUGGUGUUUGUGUUGAUUCCACUAUCUUGAAAGAAACUGUGUGGCAGUUAAGCUCACACAGCUAUUAAAGUUAAUAAGUGAAAAUGCUUUA